Molecule: messenger RNA, 1473 nt
Organism: Athalia rosae (coleseed sawfly)
Lineage: Eukaryota; Metazoa; Arthropoda; Insecta; Hymenoptera; Athaliidae
Gene: Phb2
Product: prohibitin-2
Exons: 7
Coding region: 198-1280 (360 amino acids)
Biological process (GO): mitochondrion organization
Cellular component (GO): mitochondrion; membrane
Source: RefSeq, a predicted model, not a curated record
GUCGAGUUUCUCGUUUGCAGUUCAGCAGUUCUUUGGCCGUUUUCGGCAUUGCUCUUAUCGGUCUUUUAUUAACCUUUGCAUCAGCCAAUUCGUUCGUUACGUAUAACCAUUCCCGAGUGGACGAGCAUUUAUUCUCAGUUGUCCAUAGAUAGUCAUUUAAACUGACAGCCUGUUAGAUAAAUAAUAACUAAUCAACAAUGGCACAAAGUAAGCUCAACGAUCUCGCUGGAAAAUUUGGAAAAACACCUGGGCUUUCGCCUGGGUUGAAAGUCCUCGCAGUUGCCGGCGCUGCCAUGUAUGGGGUUUCUCAAUCCAUGUACACCGUCGAUGGUGGACACAGAGCCAUUAUAUUUUCACGGCUGGGAGGCAUCCAAAAAGAUAUAAUGACGGAGGGACUACACUUCCGACUUCCAUGGUUCCAGUACCCCAUUAUAUACGAUAUCAGGAGUAGGCCCCGAAAAAUUUCUUCUCCAACCGGAUCUAAGGACCUUCAGAUGGUUAAUAUCUCUCUCAGAGUUUUGUCCCGCCCUGACGCGUCCGCUUUACCCGUUAUGUACCGCCAACUAGGACUCGAUUACGAUGAGAAGGUUUUGCCAAGCAUUUGUAACGAGGUAUUGAAGUCUGUUGUGGCUAAGUUUAAUGCGUCACAAUUGAUAACUCAAAGACAACAGGUUUCCAUGUUGAUUCGUAGAGAGCUGACUGAGCGUGCAAAAGAUUUUAAUAUUGUUUUGGAUGAUGUUUCUAUAACGGAAUUAAGUUUUGGAAAGGAAUAUACCGCUGCUGUUGAAGCUAAACAGGUUGCUCAACAAGAGGCACAGCGUGCAGCGUUCGUUGUCGAAAGAGCAAAGCAGGAAAGGCAGCAGAAAAUCGUUCAGGCAGAGGGAGAAGCUGAAGCUGCAAAAAUGCUUGGUAUAGCUGUUGGCCAAAACCCUGGAUACCUCAAACUGAGAAAGAUCCGAGCAGCCCAGAGCAUAUCACGCACGAUUGCGAAUUCACAGAACCGUGUCUAUUUGAGUGGCAACAGUCUGAUGCUGAACAUUCAGGAUCCGACGUUCGACGACCUUUCUGAAAAACUGAAAAGUGGCGAAACUUCGACUACUCGGUGGAAUAAUUGGGAUGAAACAACACAGCAUGCUGUUAAAUCUUUGAAAACUAGUCCUCAGGCAGCUUUGAAAAAUAUUGCUAAACCGUCGAUUACUUCCGCAACUACUUCCGACGAUGAUAAAAUAUCAAUCAUUUUGGACUCUGCGGAUGACGGAGCUAAGCUAAUUGUUCCCUGAGACUAGGGGUGUUUUAAUAAUUUUCCGUAAAACUGGAUGCUAAAGGACGAUCGCUGAGAACGGUGAAUGAAAACAGAAGUUUUUCUUUUAACCAAAGCCGACAGUUUUGAUGUUAAGUCACUCAUAUGUUUACAACUGUCACGUUUGUAUAGAGAAGAUUAUCAAAUAGAUUGUACAAAUUUAGCUCACAAAA